Molecule: messenger RNA, 1824 nt
Organism: Lates calcarifer (barramundi perch)
Lineage: Eukaryota; Metazoa; Chordata; Actinopteri; Centropomidae
Product: suppressor of cytokine signaling 1-like
Biological process (GO): phosphatidylinositol phosphate biosynthetic process
Cellular component (GO): phosphatidylinositol 3-kinase complex
Molecular function (GO): 1-phosphatidylinositol-3-kinase regulator activity
Source: RefSeq, a predicted model, not a curated record
GCUCAAGUUAGCGAGCUGAUUGGAAGUGUCCCCGCCUCUUUCUCAGUUCAACUUAAACCGAAAGUAAAAAUGUUUCUCCUCAAUACGAGCUACGACUCAGUGCUGGAAAGAAGCUGACUGAAGCUGACUACUGUGUCUGCACUCAAGACAGUGACGCUCACAUAUACUCAAGGACUGAUUUACUGAUUGAGCCUCCACACCCUCCGGCACUUUGUGGUAAUGUUGAUAAAUCUUGAUUAAACUCUCAAGCUGCUGUGUAAACAACAUGGAGUCUCAAAGAGGACUAAGCAGCAGAUGACAAACAGAAAGCAGUCAAUGAUGGAGGAUCUGCCUCUGAAAAGAGGAGGAACUGGUGCAACAGGUGGUCAAGAAGAGGGUUCUUCUUUGUAGGAUGGUCAAAGACAAUCUUGAUAAAACAGUAGCACAGAGCCAAAAACAGAACCGCGCAGCUGAGACACAGAGCCAGAGUCAUCCCCCCGAAGAACCUGCAGGCCCCGAGCAGAGCCCUGAGAGAGUUAAACCAGACAGCUCAGAGCCAACGGGGAGGCAGCUAGAUCUACUGCUUUGGCACAAACUCAACCUAGAGGAAGAACCUGAAGACUGGCGACAGCUGGUAACUGGAGCUGACGCUGACUGCCUGCCCACGCACCUCCGUCCAUUCAGAAGCCAGGCAGAGUAUGAACUAGUAAAAAGCACAUACCAGCAGCUCCAACACAGUGGUUACUACUGGGGACCAAUGACCAUGGAGGAAGCACACGAAAUACUCACAAAUGCAUUACUGGGUACCUUCCUUAUCAGAGACAGCGGCCAACCUGACGUCUUCUUUACUCUGAGUUACCAAAGCGACGACGGCCCGACGAGCGUUCGCGUCCAGCUGAACAACCUGCUCUUCAAUCUGAAUGGCAGCCAAAGGACUUUUCCAUCACUCUUCGCUCUGCUCACUUAUUACAGCAGCUCAUCCUGUAAGCUGACAGUGCCCUAUCGCAAGCAACGUCCAGAGAGCUUGAAGCAGAGAUGCAGGAGGGCUUUUGUCCAUACAUAUGGAGCAGAAAAUAUAAGCACCUUACCUGGACUGAGCCCUCAAGUUAAAAACUAUGUCCAUUCGUACCCUCACUCUAUAUAGACGCAUAUAGAGUGGCAGUUUCUGUAACAAGAUGUUGUUUGUGUUAUUAUAAGUUAAAAAAUAGCCCUGUAUUUGUGUUAUUUAAUCAUUAAUGUUGUGUUAAGUAACACAAGCACAGCUUCAAAGUAUUUGAUCAGCCAAAUGUUCAUGGUCUAUUUGCGCACAUUUUCAAAAUGGUAUGAUUUACAGAAUAUACAUGGCAUGUGUUCUGAUUUUUAAAAUAAGAACGUCACAAAAAUCAUCUAUGCACAUAGGAUCUUAGCAAAUCCUGUGCAACUGCUACACCACCACUGCCUCCAUGAUACAUAUCAGUAACAUUGAUGAAAAUGUAUAAUUUGCUGCUGCUUAAAGCUGCAUUAAUUGAUGUUCGGCCACUAAUUGGCAGAGAAAGAUCAAAACAAACUGGCAACAACUUGUUGUGGUUUUAAAAUAUUUUAGAAUUUUAGAUGUAAUUUAGAAUUUUAAAACUUGUUUCUUAAUAAUGUGAAAUAUUAAUGAACAUUGAUCUGAAGUGAUGUUUUUGACUACAUCAUAAAUGAAAGCCUAAUAUUCUCUCUUCUGUUACUCUUUAGUUUUGUACGGAGGCCAAAAAUGGCCUAAUGGCAUUUAUGUUUUAAAUCCUGUCUUAAAUCUCCUGAGUUAAUUAUCUUAUUAUUUUAGGACAAAAUCUUUUUUCUAAUAAAUGGUUAAUUAUCUUAUUA